AUGACGGACUCAUCAUUCUCUUCUCGUGAUCAUCGUGUUGAAAUUCAUUUGAAUCCCAAAUCUCAGGACAACAGUGAGCUUCAACAACGCAGUAACUCUCUCGGUGAGCGAAAUGGUGUCUUCAUCAAGAAUGGAGUUGAACAGUUUGAACUAAAGAAUGGUAUAGCUAAGUAUAAUCCAACCCCGGACGUCAGGAUGUCUUCUGCUUUCCAGAAGAAUCAAUUUACCGUCCUGGUGGUAUUGUUCCAGGUGGCGUUUAUGGUGUUAUUCGGACUCUUUGCCAAGUAUGAUGAAAAUACAAUGCCAAACGGUCCUGAAGUCCAACCAAAGAUGAACAGUCAAUAUCCAAUGUUCCAAGAUGUUCAUGUUAUGAUUUUCAUUGGUUUCGGAUUUUUGAUGACUUUCCUUAAACGUUACGGAUUCUCAGCUGUGUCGGUUAAUCUUCUCUUGGCCUGUUUCACCAUCGAAUGGGGAAUGUUGGUUAGAGGAUUCCUCAGCCAUGAAUUCCAACAUGAUGGAAAAUUCUCUAUUGGGCUCGAACAACUUCUAACUGCUGAUUUCGCUGCUGCCGUUGUUCUUAUCUCAAUGGGUGCAAUGCUAGGAAAACUUUCUCCCGUCCAAUAUCUUCUUAUGGCCUUCAUCGAAACCCCAGUCGCUCUCUUCAUUGAACAUCACGUGGUUCAUAGCUUCCAUGUUAAUGAUGUUGGAGGGUCCAUCAUCGUUCACGCUUUCGGAGCUUACUUUGGUCUCGCUUGCUCCAAAGCUUUUGGCAAGAAAGCCCAUCUUGAAAGUGAAAACGAAGGAUCUGUUUAUCACACCGAUAUUUUCGCUAUGAUUGGAGCUAUUUUCCUCUGGGUGUUCUGGCCUUCAUUCAAUGCUGCUGUUGCCGAUCCCGCUGAUGCUCGUCAAAGAGCUGUCGCCAAUACUUUCCUCUCAUUGGUUGCCUGUACCAUCACAACCUUCCUUGUUUCGCAAGCUACCGAACAUCACAAAAAAUUCGACAUGGUUCACAUUGCUAACUCAACCCUCGCUGGAGGAGUUGCCAUUGGAACCACAGCUAAUGUAGUUCUUAGUCCUGUUCACGCAAUGAUUGUUGGAGUCAUUGCUGGAGCUAUUUCCGUUCUUGGAUAUAGAUUUUUCACUCCCUUCCUUAAUGGUAAAGGAUUCCACGAUACCUGUGGUGUCCAUAACCUCCAUGGAAUGCCAGGAGUUCUUGCUGGUCUCUUCUCCGCCGUCUUCGUUCUUUAUUAUGAUCCUGCCUCCUAUGGAAGAAGCUUGAACUCUAUCUACCCUGGACUCAAAAGUAGCAGUAACGAGAAUGGAUUCGACGUUUCCACUCAGGCUCUUCACCAACUUAUUGGACUCGGAAUCGUUCUUGUUGGAGCCAUCGUGUCUGGAGCUAUCACUGGUCUCAUCCUCAGAUUGAAAGUUUGGAACCAAGUUCGUGAUUCUGAGUUGUUUGCUGAUGGAGAUUACUUCGAGACACCUGGAGAUUAUGACUUCAUUACCAGAAUUGUAUCAAAGAUUGAUCACGUUGAGUUCCAGGACUACAAACCAAUUUCUCAAAAAGAACUUUAG
Auanema sp. JU1783 is the source of this 1578-nucleotide messenger RNA. The record is from the annotation of a GenBank genome assembly. NCBI's taxonomy places the organism in Eukaryota, Metazoa, Nematoda, Chromadorea, Rhabditida, Rhabditidae.